Molecule: messenger RNA, 2430 nt
Organism: Pseudo-nitzschia multistriata
Lineage: Eukaryota; Bacillariophyta; Bacillariophyceae; Bacillariales; Bacillariaceae
Source: the annotation of a GenBank genome assembly
ACAUAGGUACCUAUCACAUYCGGCCGAGUGACGAUUUCGACGAUUUGUCAAAAGGAACAACAAAUGACGUUCAACGCAGACAACACACGCAAGAAAAGGCUUGCCAACAAGGCCAACCAAAACCAAGACGACGAAAACUACAACAACRACGAAAACAACGACGAUGAUGCGAGCGAGGGCRGCGUCCCUGGUGGCCCUGCCGAUGGCCCUCGUUGCGAGGCGGGGCAGAACACAAGGACUCGCCGCGAUGGCGACAGCGGCCUUUUGCGUGUUUCCGGGAUGCGGUGGUGGCGGUGGUUCCUCCCCUUGGGUUGCGGCACAAGUGCACCCACCGUCCCCCGGUGAAUUCCGCGGAUUGCGCUACCAUUCGUUCCACCCGCUGCCACCGAUGGGGCCGAGGGGCGGCGGGGAGGCACGCGGGAACACACCAACGACAACCACACAAAGAACAACAUCGUCAUCGUCAUCAUCAACAACAACAACAACAACAUCAACAACAAGAACAACAACGGCGUCCCUGUCGGAGGUCCUCCGAAGACUGGCGGCGCGCUUGGACGAGCCGGUUCCCCUCAGRGCAAACCCCGCGGCACCUUCUGCUUCUGCUGCUGCUGCUGCUGCCACAGCGGGAAACGCCGCCGACCCCCGGCGGCUGGCGGAACUCGCCGACGAGCUGGCCAGGGGCUAUCCUUCGCUGCCCCCGCUCCGGCCGAUCGGAGARAACGWAAAGAAAGACGGCGAAAACAGCCACCACGGCCCCCCUCUCUGCGAGCGGGGCUCGGUGCUGGACAUUCUGGCACGCGAGUGCCGCCCGGGGGAGGAGGCCGUCCUGGCCGCCGCGGAAGACUACUGCGGGGGCAACAACCACCACAACAACAACCACAACCACAACACCCGCAAGAGCCAUUCCGGAAGGAGGGACCGCCUCGAACGCCUCCGGGGGGCCACCACGCCUUCCCACGAAAGGAUCCUCGACCUCGUUAUGAAGCGCAACGCCCUCUCCGGGAUGGCCUUUCUGGUCGCCCUCCGGGAAGACCUCCUCACGACGAUCCGGUCCCUGAAGCGCCGCAAGAACCAGAGGGCCUCUUCGUCUUUUGCCUUUGAGCUGGGGUGCUACGAGGACCUCGACGCCUCCUUCCGAAGGRUCCUGGAGCGGUGGUUCGCCCCGGGCCUGCUGGUCCACGAGCGGAUCACCUACGAAUCGACCCCCGCUUCGGUCGUCGAGGUUGUGGCCCGGACCGAGGCCGUCCACCCGUUCAAGGGCCUCCCCGACCUCCGGGAGCGACUGUCGGAAUCCAGCCCCAAGCGCGCCUUUGGCCUCUUCCACCCGCUCCUCCAAGGGAGGCCGCUGGCGGUGGUCCACUGCGCGCUGCUGCCCGGCGGGAGAAACGGAGGCGGCGACGACGACGACGAACCGAUCCACGGCCUGCCGGUCUGCAUGGAGGACGUGUUGCGGGGGAGGGGCCCUGCCUCCGCCGGCCGUCCGUUCGAGGGUUCUUCGAACGAACGCGGGGACGACCCGGGGGUGGCCGCCUUUUACUCCAUCAGCAACUGCGUCGGGGGGCUGGCGGGGGUCGGCCUGGGGGAAUACCUCCUCAAGGAAACCGUGGGGGCCCUCAAGGACGAGUUCCCCUCUCUGGAGGUCUUUGCGACACUCUCCCCCGUCCCGGGCUUUCGGAAAUGGAUCGGCGUCCAGUGCCUUCUCAAGCAGCAGCAACAGCAACAACAGCAACAACAACAGCAUUCGGGGGACGAUCUGAUCUCCCAYGACAACCGCAGGUCCUUGCUGGAAUGCGGCCUCGUCUCUUCCCUAGACCCCUUUCCGUGGGGAGAGUUYCUGGACACCCUCGAGCAGCUCGAUGCCGCGGACCUGCGAGAGGAGGCCGAUCCAAACGCCAAAGAAAAGGCCAAACACAAGACAAGAACAACAACAACAACGACGACGACGACGACGACGAACACCGGAGGCACCCUCUCGAAACCCCAGCGCCUCGUCCUCCGAACCGUCCUCCUGGGGCUCCUGGCGCGGUACCUGGCGCUGGAGAAGCACCGGGGCAAGCCCCUGGACAGGGUCUGCGGCUUCCACGUCGGGAACGGGGCCGAGCUCCAUUCCAUCCGGUACGGGGCCGACCUCUCGGGGGCCGGCCUCUCCAAGAGCUAUUGCCUCAUGGUCAACUACCUGUACGACCCCGACCCGGACCGUUUGGCGGAGCGCCAGCGGGCCUUUGAGUCCCCACAGCGGACGGUCCCGGUCGGCAAGGGCGUGCGGCGGUGGCUGGAAGGGUGAGUGAGUGAGUCUGGCGGGUGACGUGCGGUGCGGUGCGGCAGUCCCGGGUCCGUGCGAUUGCACCGGAAGCAAGCGUCCACGGGGAAACCGAUACAGUACACCCACAGAUGUUACCAAGAGACAACAAACAAACAAACAAACAAACA